Amblyraja radiata (thorny skate) is the source of this 4280-nucleotide messenger RNA. RefSeq names its product adenylate kinase isoenzyme 1. The transcript has 14 exons. Gene Ontology annotation, molecular function: ATP binding; nucleoside diphosphate kinase activity; AMP kinase activity. Gene Ontology annotation, biological process: nucleoside triphosphate biosynthetic process; ATP metabolic process. The record is from RefSeq and is a predicted model, not a curated record. Bases 204 to 1943 code for a protein of 579 amino acids. Lineage: Eukaryota; Metazoa; Chordata; Chondrichthyes; Rajiformes; Rajidae. Gene Ontology annotation, cellular component: cytoplasm.
GGAGAUUGUGUGAGUGUGGGGGGUGUGGAGGAAUAAAGCCCUGGCCGGAGUGGGUAGCUUUUGCAAAGAUGUUUUUUUCUCUGCUCCGAUUUGUUUAAUGAAUUGCAUUCGGGUGGGUGUGGAUGUUGUUGCAGGAUUCUCGCCAACAGCAAGAGCACAUCUGAGAGUUUGAUGGUGCAUCGCCUGCCCCGUGUGUGUCUCGCAUGCAAGCGCGCAGUGGGAGCAGCGGCGCCGACCCGUGUCAAUAUCACUGGCUACUUGCAGCGGCCGCUCACCUGCCCGAAAUGAACACGGCCGAUGCCAAGGAUUACUUGUCCAAGCGGGAGAUACCGCGGCUUUUCGAGAGCAUGUUGACGGGACUGAUGUACUAUCGGCCAGAGGACCCGAUCGAGUAUCUGGAGGGAUGUUUGCAGAGGGUGCGGGAACUCGGAGGGCCAGAGAAAGUGAAGUGGGACACCUUCAUCCCACAGGAACGCCGGCCAUUGCCUCCCAUCAACGGCGGCCCAGGCAAGAAGCCAAUAUUUCGGACAGAGGCAGGAGUGGCCCCGCAUCGUCGCUACGAUCGACUGCCUCCAAUCCAAGCCCAGUUUUCAAUCGAGAGUGACUCGGAUAUGACAGAAUCCUCGGGCCUGAUUCAAGAAUACGACGUCUUCGACCCAUGCAAGCCGAGGCCAUGCAUUAUUUUUGUGAUUGGUGGUCCGGGGAGCGGCAAGGGCACGCAGAGCGCCAAGAUGGCCCAGCGUUACGGCUUUGUGUCCAUCUCGGUGGGGGAGAUCCUGCGUCGACAGAUGCUUCACCACGCCACCAGCGACUGCAAGUGGGAGCUGAUUGCACAGAUCAUCUCCAACGGAGAGCUGGCACCUCCGGAAACUGCCAUUGAGGAGCUGAAGCACCAGUUCAUGAGGCACCCGGAUGCAAAGGGCUUCAUCGUGGAUGGGUUUCCCAAGGAGAUCAGCCAGGCCUUCACCUUUGAAGAGCAGAUUGGCUCCCCAGACCUGGUGCUCCUGCUGGCUUGCUCCAACCAACAGCUGCGGCAACGGCUCGAGCGCCGUGCCGCGCAGCAUGGCCGCCUCGACGACAACAGCCACGCCAUCGAGCGCAGGGUCGAAACCUUCAAACAGAACAUCAGCCUGAUCGCCAAGUAUUACCAGGAGAAGGAGCUCAUUGUUCGGUUGGGUGCGGAUCGUGAGGAAGAAGACAUAUUCAAUGAUAUCAAUGCCGCCGUGGUAGAGAGACUGUUCUCGACAGGAAGACAUGAGGCGGCCAGUGAGGAGUGGUUACAGACGACCGACAAGACCAGGCGACCAUGGACCUCACCUGUCCAGUCUGAGGAGUCUUUGGCCGCGGAGGAUUUCACAAUGUCAGAUAAACUGAAGGGAUGCAAGAUUAUCUUUGUGGUCGGAGGCCCAGGUUCCGGCAAAGGCACUCAGUGUGACCAGGUCGUGCAGAAAUAUGGCUACACCCACCUGUCCACAGGAGACCUGCUGAGGGCAGAGGUCAGCUCGGGCUCAGACAAGGGAAAGAGUGUCCAUGCUAUCAUGGAGAAGGGCGAGCUGGUACCUCUGGAUACCGUGCUGGAGAUGCUGAGGGACGCCAUGAUUGCCAAAGCUGACGUCUCGAAGGGCUUCCUGAUUGACGGCUACCCGCGGGAAGUCAAGCAGGGAGAGGAGUUUGAGAAGAAGAUUGCACCACCUACUCUGCUCUUGUACAUUGACGCUGGGAAGGAGACGAUGGUCAAACGGCUCCUGGAACGCAGCAAGACCAGCGGGCGCGCUGACGACAACGAGGAGACCAUCACCAAGCGCCUGGAGACGUAUUACAAAGCCACCGAGCCCGUCAUCAACUUCUACCAACACAGAAAGAUCGUCAGGAAGAUAAACGCAGAGGGCACAGUGGAUGAAGUCUUCGCUCAGGUCGCGACUGCCCUCGACGCAUUAAAGUGACUUGAAGACUAAAGUGUUUCAGCAAUUGCCCUCCUCUCCCCUCGCUCCUUCCUAAAGCCUUGAUUCCCCCGGUUUAAGAUUCAUGGACGGUGUUACAAAGAGAAAAAAAAAAAAAGUGUUUUUGGUCAAAUUGACAUGCCUAGACUUUUCACCCGAGAUGUUGUUGGGCCCCAUUUCUGCAUUGUGUCCUGUCACUGUCAACAACUGAGGCCACUGGGUUAGCAAUGAAACUGCAUCAGCGACACUGGGCCGUGGAACACAAUCUGUUGAACGCAGCGGGACUGAGCAGCACCCGACAUCGCCAUGAGCCCUCUCCGAUCAGACCUCGCACCUCAUUGCUCUGCACGUCAAGAUCCUACACUGAGACAGAAGAGAGAUGAGUUCAGAUAUGUCACGGGUAUUUUUCCGAUGCUGAAAAUGAUCUGUCAAGAAUUAUUGACCACAGAAAAUAUUAUCACCGCUGACCAUCACGUGUCCUCGCCGACUGUCUGCCGUGGGAUUGAGGUCACGUUGGGGGAUUUUCUGUAAUCAAUAAUAUUUUUGGCACAUUCGGAAGCCGUGAUUGUCAAGCCAGGUUUGCAGCUGUAAGUGAGUGCGAACUAGCGGAGAAUGUUAAACCGAUCUCUCCUUCACCAGAACAGAAAAAUGUUGCACGAGAUAGCUGUCUUACGAACCGUGGAUCGAUCUCCAGCUGCUAGUGUAGGCUUUUCUGUGCUAACCUCUUGUGGGGUAAAGAUUCAACCUCUGCCACUUGUAAUAAGUUUGUGACGUUAAUGACGUGCGUGUGUGAUGUACUCGCUGGCCAAAGGUAAGGUCAGUGAACUGAAUUUCAGAACCAGAGUACUCCACACAACAACCACAUUAGACACAUGGAGAGGAAGAAUUACUGGCCCCAGUAGCCCUGAAAUUAACCCAACAAAAUGUACUCAAAUGCCUAGAAUAAUUUUGAUUGGAAUAUUUAACACAAAUAAUGUUCACCAUUUGGGCACAGUGUGCCUUGUCACUUUUCUAUUUCCGUUUCUUUUUAUUUCAGUGUAUAUUUCAUCUAGAAGUCUUAUCCUCUAACUUAAAGCGACACUUCCACUUGUCUCUCCUCUCCCUACAACCCCACCUUCUCCUGCAGAUGCGAGAAAUUUCCCCGUAACAAGCCGGUGGGUUUUCGCUGGUUAAGAAUUGGUUUUAUGCCCAGAUAAUCCAAAAGUCUAUGAUUUGUGAAAAUGUGAGGAGACUGUCCCAAAAGCCCAAGCCCAGCCAGACAAUUCCAAGUUGACAUAGGAACACAAGUUGGCCACUCAGCCCCUCCAACCUGUCCCACCAUUCAGUAAGAUCUCUUGUUGCCACCAACCUGCCUUGGCUCCCAACCCUUUCCUGUCCUUUGUGACUUUUAUGUGAAGUUUUAUUGCGAGCAAAGCACUUCCCAGUUAAAAUACAAAUCCUUUCAACUUUAACAACAGAUAGCUCUGCCCACCUUCGGUGAAGACCACACUUACAGUCAGUGUACCACAGCUGACGCCCCUAUCUGUCUUCCCAAACCUGUACUCCUCAGAACCAAUCCUGUCUGUUAAAGUCAAAGUUAAUGCACAUUUCAACAAUUAAUCAACAAUGCCGACUUUAUAACAACAACUUGUAUCAGUAACCUGCUUGUGAAAUUCUGGGGGUAGCUGUUAUGACUUCCAGUGGCAGUAUAUCAUGACCUGUGAUAGUGUGUAGUCAGAAUCAAUUUCAGGAAACAGUACCCAACAGCCUUAAUGACAGUCCCACAGAACGUUGCAGGCUGCAUGAUCUUUUAUGCAGAAGAGCUAAAUCUGUUGUGUCGCCUUCUUUCUCUGUUUACUCUUAAAGUGGCUGCAUUUCUGUCCAUUCCUUGUGCAGUGUUUUAAUGAACAAGCUGGUGAAGGAGUCUAGUGGGAGGGAAGGAUUCUUAGGUUCUGAUCAAAGUAAAAUGCAGAAUGUUCGUUUUCCAAUGACGUGCUGUAUGCUAUUGAUAAAUGAACGCACUGCUCUUUUUUUAAUACAAACUUUCUUUGAUGUUUGCAUUCAAUUCCCAGCCAGUGUUCUUGUGACAAUUGUUAAGGAUUUCACACUAGCUCAUCAAUGUGUUUGUCCGCUCACCAAUAUCACAUGUGUAUCCAAAGCAACGAUGAUUCAUAAAUGUUAUAGCCAAACUGUAGAUACUUCAUAUAUCGUAGCUGUCUCUGUCGACAACCAAAUCAGCAAUAUUGUUUUUCUAAUGCUGUUGCAAACCUAAACUUGUACCAGUAUUUAUUGGAGCCUCAACUGAUGGGUGGAUUGGAGGAGGUGACUGAAUGUACAUUUAAUAAAACUGAACUGACCUCA